AUGAGGACACACCCUUCAUCAACAUUUAUUAUUAAGACCGAUGAAGAGGUCUUCCAAGGUAUGUAUAUCUGCCUUGCUCCAUUAAGAGCAGGGUUUUUAGCAGGUUGCAGGCGUUUGGUGUCCCUUGAUGGUUGUUUUCUGAAAGGAGUAUAUGGGGGACAACUUUUGUCAGCUGUGGGGAUAGAUGCAAAUGAUUGCAUCUAUCCCAUUGCAUGGGUUGUAGUCAACAAAGAAAACAAGGAGAACUGGACCUGGUUCUUGUAGUUGCUUGCACAGGAUCUCAGAAUUAUGGACAGCCAUAUAUGGGCCUUCAUGACUGAUAGGCAGAAGGGACUAAUGCCUGCCAUAGCUGAGCUAUUCCCCUAUAGUGAGCAUAGAUAUUGUGUGAGGCAUAUUCACACCAAUUUUAGGAACACAUUUAGGGGCAAAGCUCUGAAAGAUCAGCUUUGGUCUUGUGCUAAAGCAACAUACAAGGCAACAUAUGAUAGAUCCAUGGAAAAUUUAAAGGACAUGUCUGUAGGGGCAUUUCAGUACAUACAAAAGAUUGAACCCAAACAUUGGACUAGAUCUCAUUUCCAAAGCCAAUUCAAAUGUGAUAUCCUAUUGAACAAUCUAUGUGAAGUUUUUAACAGUCAAAUAUUGGAAGCUAGGACCAAAGGGAUUAUCACUAUGAAUGAAAUGAUAAGGACACAAUUAAUGAAAAGAAUCCAAAAAAGGAGGGAUGAAAUGAAGAAAGUCACUACCACCCACUGCCCUAGAAUUUUGAAGAAACUUGAGAGAUCUAAGCAAUUGAGUUGGUUCUAUACCACCACAUGGUCAGGUGGAGACAAGUACCAAGUACUAGGCCCUGAUGGUCAAUUUGUUGUUGAUAAGAAAGAUUGGUAUUGCUCAUGUAGGAGGUGGCAACUUAGUGGUAUUCCCUGUGGUCAUGCAGUGUCUAUGUUAUAUUACAAUAGAGAAAAGCCUGAAGACUACCUGCACUCAUGCUAUGAAGUGAGAACCUUUAUAGACACAUAUAGGCACAUAUUAAACCCCACUCAUGACAAGGACUCAUGGCCAAAGAGUGACCAAUGUCCCAUUAUCCCACCAGAGCCAGUGAACAAUAGGAGGGGCAGGAGAACUAUACUAAGGAGGAGAGAAAUGGAUGAAAACCGUGGUUUUACCAAGGGGAAAGUUAGUAAAAAGGGUGUGAAGAAUAAAUGCAGCAUGUGUGGUGCAACAGGACAUAAUAAGAAGAUUUCAUGGGCAGUUAACCAAAUUUAG
This is a messenger RNA of Dioscorea cayenensis subsp. rotundata (Guinea yam), 1263 nucleotides long. RefSeq lists its product as uncharacterized. Gene Ontology annotation, molecular function: zinc ion binding. The transcript has 3 exons. Bases 289 to 1263 code for a protein of 324 amino acids. Lineage: Eukaryota; Viridiplantae; Streptophyta; Magnoliopsida; Dioscoreales; Dioscoreaceae. The record is from RefSeq and is a predicted model, not a curated record.